Messenger RNA from Pecten maximus, 6896 nucleotides. Its product is annotated as protein mono-ADP-ribosyltransferase PARP14-like. NCBI's taxonomy places the organism in Eukaryota, Metazoa, Mollusca, Bivalvia, Pectinida, Pectinidae. Gene Ontology annotation, molecular function: NAD+ poly-ADP-ribosyltransferase activity; transcription corepressor activity. Gene Ontology annotation, biological process: negative regulation of gene expression. The record is from RefSeq and is a predicted model, not a curated record. Gene Ontology annotation, cellular component: cytoplasm; nucleus. Bases 153 to 2333 code for a protein of 726 amino acids. The transcript has 12 exons.
GGGCAGAGACCUAUAGUAUAUAGGUCUAUAGGUCUCUGUUCAGGGGUAGAAAAAUAUUGUCACCACAAAGAAAGAAUUUCAACGCCGUAAAGACGUUAAUUAAGGGAACGGCAUGAACUGAAUAUUUAGUUAGCAGGCUAGUCGAUAGAGCUAUGGGAAAUUACAUCACAAAUCCUCAGUCUCCAUCCAGAAAGUUUAAGACUAUCGGAAGUAUUAAAGUCAGCAUCAUCAAUGAAAGUUUCGUUCAGCAGAAGGCAGAUGUAAUCGUCAACUGUGCAUCUGCUGACCUUGACCUCACCAAAGGUCGUGGUGCUAAGGCUCUUGCUCAGACUGCAGGUCCUGAUGUACAGGUAGAUUUGAACAACAAUUACUGUCAAGAAAUAAAUGAAGGUGAUGUGGCAGUUUCUGUGCCUGGCAAUCUGAAGUGUCGUAAAAUCUACCAUGUGUACCUAACAAAGUGGAAUCACAACACACAGGGUUUGCAGAAGGUCAUUACAAACUGCUUGACAAUGGCAGACAAGUUCAAGGUGAAAACCAUUGUGUUUCCAAGUCUGGGGACGGGUUACUUGAGAUACCCGUAUGAUGAGGCUAGCAAGGCUGCGUUCACGGCUAUAGAGGUAUUCUCUAAGACUCACAGGUCUUCCUCUAUUCACACCAUUGUAUUUGCUGUGCAUGACAAAGCUACAUACAAGGUAUUUCUACAAGAAAUCCGACAGUUCAGGCCGGGAUCACACUCCGCAGGAGGCCAGUCUUCUAGUUACUCAGCAGGAAAAUCGAGCAGUACGUGUGUCUCAGUACAGUUUGGUCAAACUGACGUGGAGGUUGUAAUGGGGGAGCUUCCACAACAACAGGUGGAGGUAAUAGUGAAUAGUGCACGUUUUGAUCUAAAUCUAUCUACUGGAGGCCUAUCUGAGGCACUGCUCAAGGUCGCAGGUGAAAGUCUCCAGGAAGAAUGCACUAAAAGUUACCCCAAUGGAAUUUCCACUGGGCAAAUACUGACCACUAAAGGGUACGGUCUGUCCUGUAGUUAUGUCUACCAUGCCUGUCUACCAGACUGGUCAAACACAGAUCAUGAGGAGGCAAAAGAGGACCUGUUUGGAUUCAUGAUGGGAUGUUUGGAAGAGGCAAACAGCUUCAGUGUCAGAUCUAUAGCUUUUCCAACCCUAGGAACUGGUAGCCUUAGCUUUCCUGCAGAUGUUGUAGCGGAUGGCAUGAUUAACUGUGUGAAGGAGUUUACCGAUGAUCGUCCACAAACUACACUAACUUUGGUCCGAAUAGUGAUCUACAACAAGGCCCAGAGUGCAGGAACUUUACAAAGGGCUUUUAAAAGUGUGUGCCAACCUUUCAUGUCUUCCACACCACCUCCCCAGCAUCUAACUGCACAGACUCCUGUUGCUGCGCCAAGCCCUAUGGUAGCUACACCAUCACAGAAGCAUACACCUCCACCAAAGGGAACACAGGCAUAUUUCAGCUAUAUGUACAAACAAGCACCAGUGUCACCAUCCUACUGGACCAAGUACAACAACAGUAAACCCCUCAAUAUGUGGAACAUAAACCUGGCUCCAACCACAUCUAGCCAUGCAGUUUUCUUACCUGUUGAUAAAAGUGUGUACAGAGCCAUAAAAAAUGUUGUCAAAAAGUCAUGGGAUGCAACACAUUUUGGACAUGGGAAUGAUGCACAAGGUUUGGCCCAACUUGGAUAUAGUAAUAUUCAAGUUACAAAUAUCGAACGUAUAGAAAAUCCAGUUUUAUUUGAAAAGUAUGCACAAAAUCGGGCACAAUUUUUCCUCAAGGCUGCCAGAUAUGGAAAACCAUUGACUCCAGUAGAAGAUAUUCCAGUUUCAUCAAAAAUGCCAGUGCUUACAACACAACUGUGUGAUGCUAACAUUUUACAAGACAUCUACCCAGAGAUUAAUGAGCAUUAUACCUUUCAUGGCACGCCUGAAGACAAAGUUGCAGUCAUUACUGCUCAGGGUCUGGACAACAGACUGGCUGGAAACACUGCUAUUGGACAGGGUGUAUACACAGCCGAGAGCUCCACCAAGUCGGACCAGUAUGCAGAUUAUGUUGGAAAACGAGACAAGACAAAAGAAAAGAAGAUGUUCCUGACUCGAAUAUGUCUUGGAGAACCAUACCUUUUAGAUAAAAAACCAACAGCUGCUUUCAAACGCCCUCCCUGUAAAACUUGCAAGAAAGAUGUUUGUGCUGACCAGACACACAAUGGAAAUUAUGACUCCAUGAUUGUGGAGAAGUUCUGGAUCUUUCGGGAAUUUAUUGUGUUUGAAAAAGACCGUUGUUACCCAGAAUAUCUCAUAACAUACAAAAGAGAGUGAUAUACUUUUUACAGCAAAAUAUGUUGAUGGAGAUUACUGCUAAUUGUUUGAUCAGAUAUGAUAAUGAUGUGAUUAAAUUGGAGACUGGAUUCUGAAAUCAGGUACAUGUUAAGUUAGAGAAGAUUGAGCCAUAUUUCUGAUUCAGCCACCACUAUAUAAUGUAUUUUCUAUUUUAUAGCUGUCUUGCCAAUGUUUAAAGGGCAGUAUUGUGCAUUGUAAUACUAACAGUAAAACUUUUCUAUAACAAAUUCCACAAGACCAGAGAAAAUAGUUUGUUAUAUUAAAAAUUUGUUAUACGGUUUUGAAGUAUACAGGGGUUGAGCCAAAUACAGGAUAACAACUGUUAGAAAAUACUCUGUAAUAAGCCAAGAGCUUGUUCGUCUUCAGAAAGAUUUACUGUACUGUAGGCUCCAUCAAUCUUCCCAAGAAGCCUGACACGUGCUUCAAAAAUUCAAUGGCCAUUGGUUCAAAAAUCUUCCUCAUAAUUAGAAACCCUAGAAUCAAGUGUUCUAUGUAUAUGGAAAGGUUCUAAAUGGUGCUUUAUAAGUCCCCUUCCGUUGAUACCAGUGGGACUGUAGUUUUCCUCUCUGUCCAUCUUGUACAUGGUACAUAACGUACAUAGUUUGCCAGCAUUCUAGUGGCUUCAUCCCUUGAGUAUUUUCAUCAAACUUCACACAACUAUAAAGGACCUUAAUAUCUCUAACAAGUUCUUCAGAUUAUUCAGUGUCGUUGGGGGAAUUUUGAACUUUUGAAGCUUUACACACUUAUUUAGGACCAUAACAGGUUUUCAGUUUCAGGGUUGUUUGGUAAAGGUCAUUACUAUUUUUAAAAAAUCCUUGUCAGCAGUCUAGAGGAUUUAUUCCUUUAAAGGACUUUAAUCAAACUUCAGGGACAUGUAACGUGAGUUUGAAUUUUGAACAUUACAUUCUUGUAUUAUUACAUGUAAAUCACUUACAAGCUAACUGUAUAUUUUUCAUUUUCCAAAAAAAAACAAACAAAAAAACACGAAAGGGCACCAUCUUUAUAAUAGCUGGCAGGGGCCUGUAUGGUACACAUAUUACAUUAGCAAUAAUCAAUAUGCUUGUUAAAAUUGUGAAUCCCAUUAAUCCAGGGCAAAAUCGCAGUAUUUUUGACCCAUAAAAAUAAAGGUACCAGUGAACACUACAGUCCCACUGGGCCUCUUUUUUUGUGAUAUUUUAAUUUUUCGUUUUUAUUAGUAUUUCUAAACAUGUAUAUUGUUCCUGAUGUAACUGUGUGAUAGCUAUUGUAUAAUUAUGGUAUAUAUGUUAUAUGUACCCCACAAAAAGUCUGAUGUUUUUCAAGGUCAAUAGUCUCGGUAUAUAAAUAUAUUUAUACAAUAUGCCGGCAAUUGUCAAUGUAUAAGUAUUUUGAUUUACUAUAUAAUUGUAUGGUCAUUCUCUACACUGAACAUUGGAUAUCACGUUCAUUUGUCGGUGUGGUGCGAAAGUGAUCAAUGAUUUUGUUGUAAUAUGAAUAGUCACAUGUUUACUGAUGAGCCGAAAGGCGCAAGGUAAUAAAGAACUUGAACUUAAUAUAUAUAAAGAGGGCCUAACAUACAGUAAAUGUAAUUCAUUUUACAAGCCUUCCAUUUAUCAGAUACAUGUAGCUUGAGAAGCAUGCUUUGAAUAUAUUUUCAGUUCAUCUCAAUAAAUCUGGUAAUAUCCAUUGUUAGGAGGAAAACACAACUAGAAUAAUAAUGUAAACUUAUGUACUGAUGACCUCGCGAUAUGAUGUUGUGCAAGUGCUAUAUAUAUUUUUUAUAGAACAGCAACGUAGCACUAUCAAUUGUGCUGUAUAAUAAGUGUCAACCCCUUAUAUCCUUACUGUAGUAUUUAUUCCAAAAUGUUUGUGCUUAACUUUUAUGAAUGUAGAUGCAAGAAAGUGUAGACAAUUUUAGACAAAUAUAGACAUACAUAUAUAACACUGUGUACAAAUAUAGACAUACAUAUAUAACAAUGUGUACAAAUAUAGACAUACAUAUAUAACACUGUGUACAAAUAUAGACAUACAUAUAUAACACUGUGUACAAAUCAAGCUUAUGUUACACUAUCAGUUUAGAAGCAAUCUCCCAGUCGUCCUAGAUACUCAAGGAGCUACGUUCACUUUCGCUCUGUUCAUCCAUGGAAUAAUUCCAUGCCACCAGGAUGUAAAUAAAACAAAAAGACAAGUUUAAUCCUUUAAUAAAUCAAUUGAAGUUUGAGGUCACCACACUAUUAACUGGCUUUGAACAUGUCUCUCUUCUGUAAUCUUCACAAGAAAUGCAUCAGUUUAGCAAUUGGUCAGUUUUUUUUUGUUAUUUACCUAGUUAUAGAUGUGCCAUUGAUUAGCCAUGACAUAUUCUUUGGGGGCUGACAUCGAAAGUAAAUGUAACCCCUGGUAUAUUAGUAAUAUGGAUGUUUUCGAUCUGUCGUUUUCGUCAUCAUGAUAUGCUCACCUGUUUCUAUUGUAUGUUACACUUUAUAUUUUCUUCUCAACAGUUUUCAGUAAAAUAGAACUGGAAUCAUUCAUGCGCAAUCAAAAAAACUUCAUUAAUUGGUCUUAAGAAUGGGCCUUAUGUGAGACUGAAUUUUAAACAGUAGAUUCCAUCUACUGGAUCAUUUACAAUCCCUUUGAAACAGGAUGAUAGUUACAGUUCAUAACAUUAUGUACAGUUGAUCUUUGUUAUUUCAAAGUCAGUGGGGCCAUAAAAACGCUUCGAGAUACCCUGAGGUUUUGAGGUUAUGAGUAAUUUUACAUAAAAAUGUUACUGUCGGAAAUGAAUGUUUACAGUCUACGCAGAGUCUUUGAGUGAUCAGAGUUUGAGAUAACAAGGUUUCAUUGUUGUUAAUACAUGUGUAUAGGGAAAUGACUUUUUGAAUACAUUAGAUCUAUUUAGGUAAUAAGUUAAAUUUCAGAACCUUAGCUUUCACUAGGAGUGAGGUUCAAAGGAGAAUUUGUGUGAAAUUUCUUAAGACCAAGAAAGAUUAAAAAAAAUCAAAGAAAACUCUGGAUAGUUUAUGUAUUUUGUAGGUUUUUUUUUUUAGUUGCAAAUCUUAUCAUCUCUUGGUCAUCCACUCUGAGUUUUUCCUGGUUAUAUGUCUGUAUCAUCCAUUGCUCCCUUGGAGGAUGUAAAAAUUAACUCACACCCAGGCCUGGGAGCUGAAGAAUUUUUAAAAUUUAAAGUGUUUUUCAUAUCCAGAAAUAUGUGUUCUAAUAAUAAAUAUCCUUCAUACCAGAAUUUGAAAUAUUCUUGUGCUUGUUUUAUUGAGAUACAAUGAAAUACAUACCAGUCAAAAGUUAUUGUGUAUUCCUGUUUUCUUGUAUGUUUAUUUACCUUCCUUUUAUUUACUUUCCAGGCUAUAUUGUGUGGUAGAUAAUUACUUGUGGAAUUAAUUCCACUGGGUAUCACUAGGUCUCUACAUUUUUAUAGCCAUCCUGAUGAGUAAUGUAUCUGACUGUUUACAUAUUAAGUUUUACUCAUCAAUGACAAAAUAAAGUUAAUAAUAUUUUUGUACUCUUUGUACUGGUCAUGCAUUGUAUUCUUAUACAUACAACAAAACGAGUCAGUGAAAUACUUGAAAUUAUGUAACAGAGCGCAGGAUUAAUUAAAUUUAAAUCACUGCCUCCGCUAGGGAUCGAACCCGGGACCUCUGGCUUACUAGUCUUACGCUCAACCGAUCGAGCUAAAGAGAAUGUACAGACAAAGAAUUUAUGUUGGACUGAUUGUUUGACAGACACACUGCAUUCAAAUUGCAGUUAAUGGUAUUAAAAUUAAUGAAUUCAGAAAUGUUACUAAACUUUAGUAAGCAAUAUGAGAAGUUCAAUGCAAGUGAACCCCAAGUAAGAUGAAUCCACGCCCCAUUGGUAAGAAGUUCCUGCGAGAAGAAGAGCAGUAGAUCAGGCCCAAGCAAUUCUUUUCCUUCUGAUGUAGGUCAGAGGUGAAAAUGUAUGUCAGAGUGACCUACUUUGGGUACAUGCCACACUGGUGAAACUAUGAAGUUCCAGUGACAAGAAGUGUAGGAGAUAGAGCAGGGACAAGAUAAAGUUUGGAAGGAUGGUUUGACACAACACAAACUGUAGUCCCCCCCUUAAUUAAACUUAAUUUUUGUCCAAUAAAGAAAUCAUGAGCAUUGUCAACAGAUGUUUUGUAUGCUGUUGGGGGUUGAGCAAGCACAUUUAAACUCAAAUUAUGAUAAUAUUUACAUGUCUGUAUACUCAUUCCAAGGUGGAAUGACGAUGUGGAAGUUGGACCCCUUGGCAAGAUUGUGGACCAGUAUCUCGACUCAAGUGCCGUUAAAGUACUGAGAACUGUAUAGCAAAUUAUUGUGUUGUUGUGAGUAUCGAAGAUUAAACAUAUAGUGUGCCUCACAAUACAGAAGUGUAAUCACAACCUAAAUUCAUUUUAGCAUCUUUUUAUGAAGAAAGUAUAAAUGCUGAGUAAAUAAUCUAUAAUUUUUCAUUAAGAUAUAAAUAUAAAGAUUUCAUGAUAUAUGAUAAGAAAUAGUGAUUACAGUUAUUUCAUGUAUGCUUGUUUUUUAUCAAUAAAUCAAUACACCGUGUAAA